Molecule: messenger RNA, 2130 nt
Organism: Pseudoliparis swirei
Lineage: Eukaryota; Metazoa; Chordata; Actinopteri; Perciformes; Liparidae
Exons: 2
Coding region: 112-876 (254 amino acids)
Source: RefSeq, a predicted model, not a curated record
GAGGGAGGCCGGCAGGUCCACACGCAGCAGCCAGGGGGCGCUGUUUCCCCACCUACACCCAACCCCACGCAGCAGCCAGGGGGCGCUGUUUCCCCACCUACACCCUACCCCAUGCAGCAGCCAGGGGGCGCUGUUUCCCCACCUACACCCAACCCCACGGAGCAGCCAGGGGGCGCUGUUUCCCCACCUACACCCUACCCCAUGCAGCAGCCAGGGGGCGCUGUUUCCACACCUACACCCAACCCCACGGAGCAGCCAGGGGGCGCUGUUUCCCCACCUACACCCUACCCCAUGCAGCAGCCAGGGGGCGCUGUUUCCACACCUACACCCAACCCCACGGAGCAGCCAGGGGGCGCUGUUUCCACACCUACACCCAACCCCACGGAGCAGCCAGGGGGCGCUGUUUCCCCACCUACACCCUACCCCAUGCAGCAGCCAGGGGGCGCUGUUUCCCCACCUACACCCAACCCCACGCAGCAGCCAGGGGGCGCUGUUUCCCCACCUACACCCUACCCCAUGCAGCAGCCAGGGGGCGCUGUUUCCCCACCUACACCCUACCCCAUGCAACAGCCAGGGGGCGCUGUUUCCCCACCUACACCCUACCCCAUGCAGCAGCCAGGGGGCGCUGUUUCCCCACCUACACCCUACCCCAUGCAACAGCCAGGGGGCGCUGUUUCCCCACCUACACCCUACCCCAUGCAGCAGCCAGGGGGCGCUGUUUCCCCACCUACACCCUACCCCAUGCAGCAGCCAGGGGGUGCUGUUUCCCCACCUACACCCUACCCCAUGCAGCAGCCAGGGGGCGCUGUUUCCCCACCUACACCCUACCCCUCUGCUUCCCAUCAGGAAGCCUUUAAUCUGACUGUGAGCGAGUAGCAGGCAGAAGGGUAAAAUAAAGAAGUGUGUACUUGAAUCUCAAAGUACUCUGUGGUGACGAUGGAGGUCACUUCAGAUUCUGAAACUCUCACAUCGUAACAAUAGAAAUGACGUUGACUGAAACAACGUUAGCUAAACGAAGACGAGGGCCAGAUGUCCUGCAGCAGCUUCCCAGGUUUUACUUUAAUUAUUCAGACGUGCUGUGUUGUGAAGAGCUGGAUCCAUGAGGGGCCUCUCCUAUUGGCCGGUGAUUUAAAGAGCGGCUCUGCUCCGUGCUUCUGGUUUUAGUUGUUUGUGAACUGGUAAAAUGUUGGGACCUUUUUGAGGAGCUAUUUGAGAAACGGCUCAACACAAAGAGCUGCGCCUGGGAAAAAUAGUUUUAUUUUCAUUUUAUUGCAUUUUUACAGUCGUAUGUAAUCCAUACAGCUCAGGGGCGCCACUUUGCUGUUUUUAGCAUCAAUUUUACGAGUGACUCAAAUAAAAAAUGCAAACUCUUUCUACCAGUCUGUCAUUAGGCCACUUUGUUCAAGUUCUGUUUGUAAAACUGAAGAAGUCUUUAGUUUCUAGCUGCGCCUUCAGAGUCUUAAUCCUCAAAGCUGCUCAGCUCCUACAGCAGAAGUGUUUGUUUCUUUUAACGCUUGUUGUUUUAUGUUUUUAAAGGGAUGAAGGAAGAGAAAUAAUAAUUCCAGGCUGGGUGUAUUUAUUUUAUUUUUUCAGAAUAUAUGCACUUCUCUCACUAAGCAAUAAAGUGACUGAUGGCUGGUGUGAGGAGGAGUAGCUCCCAGCACCUCCUCCACCACUGCAGGUGAAGCUGCCUAACACUGAUGUCUCGCUGUUUUGAAAGGAGUUGUAUUUAUUACCCUGGUAUUUCCCCCAAAGGAUGCUGCUGUUUUAACACAUUAUUGGUUGGGCUAGUUGUUCAGGACUACUUUGUGAAUAUGCUGCAUCAAAAAGCUUCUUCAAAUGUUUUCCAUCAUUUUGCUGUUUUCAACCAGAUCAAAACUAUUUCAAUUCUUUGAAGUAACAACAAAAGGCACCAUUAACUUCUCAAACAACCAGCAGCAGGAGAAUUGAACUGCAACCUCAGAGCUGGACAGCGGCUGGGGGGCGGAGCCUGUUUCCAUGCAGCAUCACAUGUGAGCGCCAGGUGGGCCAGGCACUGGUCACCCUGUGAAGCACCUGGUUGGUUCCGCUGGCAGCGAGAGGUCAUUGUUCUGUCUCCUGUGUUUCUAACUAAUAAACUACUGAAUGGAA